UAUAUUGUUAUGGGCCGUUCCUACAAUGUCCGGUUAAAGUUAACCGACACUUAACCGGCCGAAUUCUGCCGGUAAUAAAAUCUAUUAUCAGCUGGUUAAGCGUAAUCAAAGCAUACCGAUGAUUAUAAUACUGGCCCUAAGAGUAUUACAAUAAUUAUAUGAAUACUUAAUAUCCACCAUCAAAAAAUAACAAUUAUACCAAUUGUUUUUUUUAAGAAAUUUAAUGUUUUUAAGCAAAGGUUCCUAGUAAGCCAUGAUACAAAUAUGUUAUCGAUUUUGCAGGACUUUUACUGAAGUUACAUAUACUCCACAUUCAAAACUGAAUUUAAUAAUUGGGCCCAAUGGUUCUGGAAAAUCGUCAAUUGUUACAGCUCUCAUAUUAGGAUUUGGUGGUAAUCCAAAGGACAUUAAUAGAGGAGACAAAGUCAGUCAGUUUGUAAAAAAAGGCAAAUCCGUAGCAGAUAUUUCAAUAGAACUUUAUAAGAGAUCGAAUCAAAAUGUACAUUUGAGAAGAACAAUAUUUGCCAGCAAUGAUAGUUGUCACUAUUAUGUCAACAGUAUUUUGGUCUCCAAAAAAAAAUAUUCUGAUGUUGUUGAAAAUUUUAACAUAAAAGUACACAACUUAUGUCAGUUUUUGCCACAAGACAGACUUGAAGAUUUUUCUAAAUUAGAUUCUAAAGGUUUAUUAAUAAAUGCUUUACAAAGUAUUGAAAAUCAAGACUUAUUGAACAAUUUUGAAAAGUUAAAAACUCUUGCUGUUAGCAUAACUUCAUAUGAUAGUGAUCAAAAGAAAUUACAAGACAAUAUAAGAUUAGAGAUUGCUGUAAAUUUAAAACUCGAAACAAUUGUUAGUUCAUUCACAGAAAAAAAAUUGUUGGAAGAACAAUUAUUGGUUGUGUUACAGAAGAGAUGUUGGUCCUUAUAUAUGUUGGCUUGGCAACAAAUUUCUAGUGUAUGUAUAUAUUGUAGAUUUAUGGUACUUAAUACAGCAGGCAUAUCAAACUAAAAGUAUUAAUUCAAGAAAGAUUGGUGAUUUAUUUUUUAAAAUGAAUUGUUACUGUUAUUUUGUUGCUAUGGCAAUUAUAAAUUAUA
Molecule: messenger RNA, 1092 nt
Organism: Acyrthosiphon pisum (pea aphid)
Lineage: Eukaryota; Metazoa; Arthropoda; Insecta; Hemiptera; Aphididae
Product: structural maintenance of chromosomes protein 5
Exons: 5
Coding region: 254-1006 (250 amino acids)
Biological process (GO): double-strand break repair via homologous recombination
Cellular component (GO): nucleus; Smc5-Smc6 complex
Molecular function (GO): single-stranded DNA binding; ATP hydrolysis activity
Source: RefSeq, a predicted model, not a curated record